AUGGACUUCAGUGACCCUGUAAGACGUCUAGGCCUAUUAUGGGACAUCAAACAAGAUGCAUUUACUUACCAAUUGUUUAAUGAUGUGAAACCGUGUACAAGGAGAGGCAUACUAUGUACAGUAAAUAGCAUAUAUGACCCCUUAGGGUUUAUCGCACCUGUUAUACUAGGUGGCAGACUGGUGUUAAAAAAGGCCAUGAACAGCACAGUGGACUGGGACGAGCCUCUACCUGAUAACCUGCACACAGAAUGGGAAAAGUGGAGAAUGUCAUUAUCACAUCUACAGUCACUUAAGAUUCCCAGAAUGUACGCCAAGAUUCAGCAUGCAUGCCAAAGGGAGCUACACACUUUCUGUGAUGCAUCCAAAGAGGCCAUAGGAGUAGCAACGUAUGUCAAGUUGUACGACAAAGCAG
This is a messenger RNA of Saccostrea cuccullata (small rock oyster), 412 nucleotides long. RefSeq lists its product as uncharacterized. The annotation marks the transcript as partial. The transcript has a single exon. The record is from RefSeq and is a predicted model, not a curated record. Lineage: Eukaryota; Metazoa; Mollusca; Bivalvia; Ostreida; Ostreidae.